Molecule: messenger RNA, 1986 nt
Organism: Musa acuminata AAA Group (dessert banana)
Lineage: Eukaryota; Viridiplantae; Streptophyta; Magnoliopsida; Zingiberales; Musaceae
Exons: 7
Coding region: 942-1661 (239 amino acids)
Source: RefSeq, a predicted model, not a curated record
AGUUGAGAUUUCUACUGUUGUCUUCGACCUGAAGACUGUUGUCUUUGGUUGGACAUGGAUAACCGAUGCCGAGGAGUCGUGGUUAGGUUCACCACAUCACUGUUUGUUAAUCGUUCUUGUUAGUGCUCUUGUAUUGUCGGCAAGCGGGCAACUGUGGACUUGCCUUGACUUGCCAGGUAUUCUAAAGAUGUGGGCGAUCUUACGUUUGGUACCAAAAAGGUGGUUUCCUGCUGAGAUUUUCCUUAGCCUGCACGUGCUGGCAUCCCUGUCUAGUACCGUGAUGCACCUAGAUUGAACCAUUGAACUUCCAGACUCCAGUUCUGAUGCAUUUUGUGCUAAUCGGUGCCGUUUGAUUCUUCAAGUUGUUGUUUUAUCUUGUUGUUGAUGCUUCGCGUUUUGUGUGCUGUCUUCAGUUACCCGUGUUUGAAUUAAUUGCCUUCACGAAUUAGAUGGUUGCAACUAUACCUUUCUGGUAUUUACUUUUUGGCUCGUGUCAAUACAUGCCAAUUAGCUUGGUAUGAUUUGCUUCCUCGGUAUCAAACCAUGUUCCACAUCUCUUACUUUAUUCUUUUUGAAAUUAACCCACCCCUUGGUGGUGGUGGUGGUGUGAUGUCUUCGUAAUAUGAAUGAUGGGUUUGAUGGAAUCACUAAGCUAAAAAUUUACGUUGUUCAUUUUACAAAGAUUUCCAGGAAGAAAUUUCUGCUUCAUCAUUGUUGUAGCUUUGUUCUAAAACUUGUUAUACUCAGUAUACUGUUAAAUAGAAUAUGAUACUACUGGUUUUGUUCAUAUGUAAGUGAUUGAUUAUGAUGUUUAUGAUGCAUGGGCACCAAUCACGAGGACAUUCAUGCUGCAUAUGCACUAAUCGUGCUUCUUGAAUCUUGAUCCCAAGAGCAGGAGGGACAUUCUUUUGGAAUAUGUCAAAAAUGUUCAGCCAGAAUUUAUGGAGCUAUUUGUGAAAAGAGCACCAAAACAGGUUGUCGAUGCUAUGAGACAAACUGUGGCAAAUAUGAUUGGAACACUUCCACCUCAGUUCUUUUCAGUAACUGUUACCACGGUUGCUGAGAAUCUGGCACAACUAAUGUACAGUGUUAUGAUGACUGGUUACAUGUUUAGGAAUGCACAAUAUCGUCUUGAGUUGCAGCAAAGUCUAGAGCAGAUAGCACUUCCUGAACCAAAAGAUAACAUGGAUGUUUCAGAUUAUGCUCCUGGUACACAGAAAAAAGUUACUGGGGAAGUUAUUAAGUGGAACAAGAUUACCGGUCCUGAAAAGAUGGAUGCCGUCAAGUAUAUAGAAUUUCUUGAAUCAGAAAUUGAGGAGCUGAAACGUCAAGUCACAAGGAGGUCAGCAAAUGGACACAAUGGACUUUUGGAUUAUCUAAAAUCCCUUGAACCUCAAAAUUUAAAGGACCUGACAAAUAGCGCUGGGGAAGAUGUUGUUUUUGCUAUGAAUGCCUUUGUAAAGCGUUUGCUUGCAGUUUCAGAUCCUGCACAAAUGAAGAUUGCCGUAACACAAACAACUGCUCCGGAACUUGCCAAUCUACUUUAUUGGCUGAUGGUCGUUGGUUAUAGCAUUCGCAAUAUUGAAGUUCGCUUUGACAUGGAAAGAGUCCUUGAUAAUCCUCCAAAGCUUGCAGAGCUACCACCCGGGGAAGAUAUCUGAAAAUUUGGGAGAGAAAAGUCUGCCCGUGGACAUUGUGUUAUCCAUUGAAUUUUGUGUGCACACCUGGAAGGAAAGAAGCUUAUAUUGUUUUGGCAUGUAGAAGACAGCAAUUGAGAAAAAGCUGUAUUUGUUUCUGUAGGGUAUUAAUGGAGGGGAUACAAUAGUAUCAAUGAUUUUCCAAAAUUACUUGAAUUGCAGAAAGUUGUUUGAUGGUGUCCUCUGCGACUUGAGAUCCACUAAGAAUUCUUUGUCGAGUUGCAGAGGAUUUGCAGAUGCAAAAUAUUUACUUUGAAGACGAGUGCGAGUACAACAUCCCUCUUUUUAA